This is a messenger RNA of Otolemur garnettii (small-eared galago), 2213 nucleotides long. Its product is annotated as proline dehydrogenase 1, mitochondrial. Gene Ontology annotation, cellular component: mitochondrion. The record is from RefSeq and is a predicted model, not a curated record. The transcript has 14 exons. NCBI's taxonomy places the organism in Eukaryota, Metazoa, Chordata, Mammalia, Primates, Galagidae. Bases 21 to 1823 code for a protein of 600 amino acids. Gene Ontology annotation, molecular function: proline dehydrogenase activity; FAD binding.
GCGAGCCCAGCGUCCCCGCCAUGGCUCUGAAGCAUGUCUGGUCAUUCUUAUGCCCCGGUCUCCCCCGCCUCGCCCCACUGUCCACGGCACCGGCGGCUCGCGAGCAGUCCGCCGCGGGCCCACGGGCUGUGUCGGCAUGUGGGGUUGCCGAGACCGUACGGCCGCCGGUGCCCUCUGUGGACUUUGGCAACGCGCAGGAAGCGUACCGCAGCCGGCGUAGUUGGGAGCUGGUGCGCAGCCUGCUGGUGUUGCGCUUGUGCGCCUCGACCACGCUGUUGGCGCGCCACGAGCAGCUACUCCACAUCACCAGGAAACUCCUGGGGCAAAGGCUGUUUGAUAAGCUCAUGAAGAUGACCUUCUAUGGGCAGUUUGUGGCUGGUGAGGACCAAGAAUCUAUCCGGCCCUUGAUCCAGCACAACAGGGCUUUCGGUGUCGGCUCCAUCCUGGACUAUGGCGUGGAGGAGGAUCUGAGCACCGAGGAGGCCCAGUGCAAGGAGAUGGAGUCCUGUACCUCAGCGGCAGAGAGGGAUGGCAGUGGGACAAGUAAGAGGAAGAAGCAGUACCAGGCUCACUGGGCCUUCGGAGACCGCAGGGAUGGUGUCAUUAGUGCCCGCACCUAUUUCUAUGCCAACGAGGCCAAAUGUGACAGCCACCUGGAGACUUUCCUGCGCUGCAUCGAGGCCUCAGGCUGCGCCUGUGAGGACGGUUUCUCAGCCAUUAAGCUCACUGCGUUGGGGAGACCCCAGUUUCUGCUGCAGUUCUCAGAUGUGCUGACCAAGUGGAGACGCUUCUUUCACCAAAUGGCUGCAGAGCAAGGGCAGGCAGGGCUGGCUGCCAAGGACAUGAAGCUGGAGGUGGCUGCCCUGCAGGAAAGCAUCGCCAAGAUGGGCAUAGCGCCCAGGGCAGAGAUCCAGGACUGGUUCACAGUGGAGACUCUAGGCGUGUCUGGCACUGUGGACUUGCUGGACUGGAGUAGCCUCAUCGACAGCAGGACCAAGCUCUCCCAGCACCUGGUGGUCCCCAACACACAGACAGGACAGCUGGAGCCCCUGUUGUCUCAGUUCACUGAGGAGGAGGAGCUACAGAUGACAAGGAUGCUGCAGCGGAUAGAUGUGCUGGCCAAGAAAGCCAGGGAGAUGGGUGUGCGGCUGAUGGUGGAUGCCGAGCAGACCUACUUCCAGCCAGCUAUCAGCCACCUGACACUGGAAAUGCAGCGCAAGUUCAAUGUGGACAGGCCACUUAUCUUCAACACGUAUCAGUGCUACCUCAAGGAUGCCUAUGACAAUGUGACUUUGGACAUGGAGCUGGCUCACCGAGAGGGCUGGUGUUUUGGGGCCAAGCUGGUACGGGGGGCAUACAUGGCCCAGGAGCGCGCCCGUGCAGCAGAGAUUGGCUAUGAAGACCCCAUCAACUCCACGUACGAGGCCACCAACACCAUGUAUCACAGGUGCCUGGACUACGUGCUACAGGAGCUUAAGCACAAUGCCAAGGCCCAGGUGAUGGUGGCCUCCCACAAUGAGGACACCAUACGCUUCACGCUGUGCAGGAUGGAGGAGCUGGGCCUGCAUCCCGUUGACCGGCAGGUGUACUUUGGACAGCUGCUAGGCAUGUGUGAUCAGAUCAGCUUCCCGCUGGGCCAGGCGGGCUUCCCCGUGUACAAGUACGUGCCCUAUGGCCCUGUGAUGGAGGUGCUGCCCUACCUGUCCCGCCGUGCCCUAGAGAACAGCAGCCUGAUGAAGGGUGCCCAACGGGAACGGCAGCUGCUAUGGAAGGAGCUGAAGCGGCGGCUCCUCACUGGCAGCCUCUUUCACUGCCCAGCCUAGCACCCUGGCCACAGCUACUGCCCUUGGUCUCCACGCACCCUCACUAUGUCCUCCCAGCACCCUCAUGCUGAGCUGGAACUUGGGGGUGGGGCCUGAGUGGUCCCUAAGCUGUCACCACAGCUGCAGACCAACCUUGUGGAUUCCCGUUUACACCCAAGACUUCAGACCUGUGGGAAGGGGGCCUGCCCAGGGUGUGGGCACCCAGCCUGGGCCAAGUCUGAUACCUAGCUAAGCCACUAUGAACUGUUGGGACUUCCCACCUCUGUGACCCCAUGUCUUUGGACCCAGAGGACAGUCUUCUACUGGGGGCCAGCCCACAACCUGAGCCCCUUGGGUGGCCAGUGGCUAGGCUGUGUAGGCCUGCCUGGUCAGUAAACCACUGUUCUUGUA